This is a messenger RNA of Protomyces lactucae-debilis, 1064 nucleotides long. RefSeq lists its product as uncharacterized. NCBI's taxonomy places the organism in Eukaryota, Fungi, Ascomycota, Taphrinomycetes, Taphrinales, Protomycetaceae. The transcript has a single exon. Gene Ontology annotation, molecular function: oxidoreductase activity. The record is from RefSeq and is a predicted model, not a curated record. Bases 86 to 949 code for a protein of 287 amino acids.
CGAGUCGUCUCAAGGCCCCGCAAUCCCCAGACUCAAGUACAAGCAGCAGCAGCAACACCACCCAUCCACAACAUCAACCAUUGGCAUGUCUUACGAAAACCUGGAUGCAAGUGCCCUCUUCGGCGUCGAAGGCAAGUCUGUUCUCGUCACAGGUGGCGGUUCCGGCAUCGGCUACAUGAUCGCCCGAGCCUUCAUCAGCAACAAUGCAAAACACGUCUUCAUCUCUUCUCGCAAAAAGAGCGUCUGCGACGAGACCUGCAAGGAGUUCAAUGCUCUCGGAUUCAAGGGAAAGGCUAUUGCUAUUCCAGGCGACUUGAACAAGCGCGCAGAUGUCGAGCGUCUUGUAUCUGAGAUCACAAAAGUGACGGGCGGCAAACUGCACGUCGUCGUCAACAACUCUGGCAAUAACUGGGCUGCUCCCUUUGACGAGUUUCCCGAUGCAGCUUGGGACCGUGUCCUUGGACUCAACCUCAAGUCUGUCUUUGUCGUGUCUCAGCUCUGUACGCCUCUAUUGGAAGCAGCAGCUACACCUGACGACCCAGGCCGAUUGAUUCACAUUGGAUCUGUCGAUGGCAACCGUGUGCCGAUUCACGAGACAUUUGCAUACAGUGCCUCCAAGGCCGGUGUGCAACACCUCUCGAAGCAUCUUGCCGGCCACCUCGGCCCACGUCUUAUCACCUCCAAUACCAUCUUCUGCGGUCCCUUCCAGAGCGCCAUGAUGAAGGCCACCCUUGAGGCAGCUGGGGACUCCAUCAAGAUGGGCAUUCCGCUCGGUCGAAUCGGCAGAGCCUCAGAUGUUGGUGGUCUAUGUGUCUUUUUGAGUGGUAAAGCCGGCAGUUACAUCAACGGCGCUGGUAUUGCACUUGAUGGAGGUCACUUGUGUUCUUCAGGCGCUUACUACGAUGCAGAGGAAGCCGCUGAAGCUGCAAAGGAAAAGGCAAAGCUUUAAGAUACAACUAUAACCAAUCUAUUUGCCAUUUAUUUCAUGAGCCUCCUGCAAUGGGCCAAUGUUCAAGGUUGUUAUAGAUAUAACGAAGUAUGUCGACACCGUCUCGACCACAGAC